GCCGCCCGAGCGCAGCCGAGCGCACCCCGAGCCCGUCCGCCGCCGCCAUGGCCACCACGGUGACCUGCACCCGCUUCACCGACGAGUACCAGCUCUACGAGGAUAUUGGCAAGGGGGCUUUCUCUGUGGUCCGACGCUGUGUCAAGCUCUGCACCGGCCAUGAGUAUGCAGCCAAGAUCAUCAACACCAAGAAGCUGUCAGCCAGAGAUCACCAGAAGCUGGAGAGAGAGGCUCGGAUCUGCCGCCUGCUGAAGCAUUCCAACAUUGUACGUCUCCAUGACAGCAUAUCCGAGGAGGGCUUCCACUACCUGGUCUUCGAUCUAGUCACUGGUGGGGAGCUCUUUGAAGACAUCGUGGCAAGAGAGUACUACAGCGAGGCUGAUGCCAGUCACUGCAUCCAGCAGAUCCUGGAGGCUGUUCUCCAUUGUCACCAAAUGGGGGUCGUCCACAGAGACCUCAAGCCUGAGAACCUGCUUCUGGCCAGCAAGUGCAAAGGGGCUGCAGUGAAGCUGGCAGACUUCGGCCUGGCCAUCGAGGUGCAAGGGGACCAGCAGGCAUGGUUUGGCUUUGCUGGCACGCCGGGCUACCUGUCCCCUGAGGUUCUUCGGAAGGAGGCAUACGGCAAGCCUGUGGACAUCUGGGCAUGUGGGGUGAUCCUGUACAUUCUGCUGGUGGGCUACCCACCCUUCUGGGAUGAAGACCAGCACAAGUUGUACCAGCAGAUCAAGGCUGGGGCCUAUGAUUUCCCAUCUCCCGAGUGGGACACCGUGACACCCGAAGCCAAAAACCUCAUCAACCAGAUGUUGACCAUCAACCCUGCCAAGCGCAUCACGGCCCAUGAGGCCCUGAAGCACCCAUGGGUCUGCCAACGCUCCACUGUGGCCUCUAUGAUGCACAGGCAGGAGACUGUGGAGUGUCUGAAGAAGUUCAACGCCAGGAGGAAGCUCAAGGGGGCCAUCCUCACCACCAUGCUGGCCACGCGGAAUUUCUCAGUGGGCAGACAGACCACCGCUCCGGCCACAAUGUCCACCGCGGCCUCCGGCACCACCAUGGGGCUGGUGGAACAAGCAGCCAAGAGUUUACUCAACAAGAAGGCAGAUGGAGUCAAGCCCCAGACAAACAGCACCAAAAACAGCUCGGCCAUCACCAGCCCCAAAGGAUCACUCCCUCCUGCUGCCCUGGAGCCUCAAACCACCGUAAUCCAUAACCCAGUGGACGGGAUUAAGGAGUCUUCCGACAGUACCAACACAACCAUAGAGGAUGAAGAUGCCAAAGCCCGGAAACAGGAGAUCAUCAAGACCACAGAGCAGCUCAUUGAGGCUGUCAACAAUGGCGACUUUGAGGCCUAUGCGAAAAUCUGUGACCCAGGCUUGACCUCAUUUGAGCCUGAAGCUUUGGGCAACUUGGUCGAAGGGAUGGAUUUCCACAGAUUCUACUUCGAGAACCUGCUGGCCAAGAACAGUAAGCCGAUUCACACGACCAUCCUGAACCCGCACGUGCACGUCAUUGGUGAGGACGCAGCCUGCAUUGCCUACAUCCGCCUCACGCAGUACAUUGAUGGGCAGGGCCGGCCACGCACUAGCCAGUCCGAAGAGACCCGCGUGUGGCACCGCCGCGAUGGAAAGUGGCAGAAUGUACACUUCCACUGCUCUGGCGCGCCGGUGGCCCCGCUGCAGUGAGAGCUGCGACUGGUUUCACCGGACAGAGUUGGUGUUUGGAGCCCAGCCGCCCUUGGGCGCACGGCCUGCCUGUCGCAUGUUUGUGUCUGCCUCGUCCCCUCCCCUGGUGCCUGUGUCUGCAGAAAAACAAGACCAGAUGUGAUUUGUUUUUAAAAUAAGAUGAUGACAGCGACAACCACACACACAAAACAAUUGACAUCGGAUGAAAUGGAAAAAAAAAAAAAACACCUAAAGAAAGGAAAAAGCUGUAAAAAUCUGGCAUUUGUGGGGCUGCUCCCCACCCAAGCUCCACGUGUCCAUUGCGCUCCCGGCUUUAGGGGACCCUCAGGGUGUGAACGUGCGCGUGCGUGCUGACUGGUGUCUGUAGGUAUUGUUCCCACGCGUGGGCCCCUGUGUGUGCUCAGCGACCUUCACGGAGUCAGGUGUCUCGGGGAGGGCUGGGGGCUGCCUCCUUUCCUGCUGGUUGUGCCUGAGAGCUGCUGUCCCUGCUUCCUCCGCCUUUCCCUCAUCCCAUGAGCGACUGGGUGGGGGCCCCCCUAGCCAAGGACCCACCAUCCAGCAUGGACGGCCUUCGCCUCCUGGAAUGUGCAGAAGCCUGCCCUCAAGGCCACCCGAGAAGCCCCCCAGGGCCUGGGCUCACAGCUCCGGUUCUCUGGGGAGUAAGGCAUGGAGGGGCACAACUUGUCUCUAGGCCACAUGCUUGGCAAGAGUUGGCUAAGAAGACAUGCUGGCUGCAAUUCCUACUCAUCUAGCCAUGGAGAGGGGACUUGGCCAGAGACUGGCCUUCUUGCUUGGGGCACUUGUCCCUUCCCUGCCAGCCAACAGCAGAACAAUAGUGGUCCUUUGCCUUGGCAGCUCUACUUUGUGCAGUUGGGAGCAGAUCCUACCAAGGACCGUGGGGCCUCAAGUCCUCCACAGAUGCUGGGGACGGGACAGACUGCUAGGGUGUUUGCUGGCUAAGUUUGGAGGCUGGGGGCUCAGAACUUGAUACAGCAAGUAGCACAGAGGGGACAGAAGAUAGGUGCUAGGGUCCUGGGCUGAUCGGGGCCCAUGCAAGUGUUUGCUAAAGUAGCAGUGCUUUCGUAACUUGGGCCUGGAGCAGAAGCCAGCCAGUGGCAUCUGAAAGUCCAAGUGGUUGGGGCUGUAGUGUGUGAGGCCAGGGAUGCAGCCUAGAGAAAGGGCAGGCUGGGGACAGACACACGAGUGUGGGGCCUGGACACCAGCGGGAGGGGAGCGACCAUCAGGAGUGUGUUGUGUCCAGGGUCCAGUGGUGCUCCCGGGUGCCGGCUGCCUGGGCUCACUAUGUGUGGCCUUGGCCCUUGGUGAUAGUGGACACCACAGUGAGACUGGGGGCAUUGUGAGGGCAGCUGGGCUGGAGAGGCAGGUAUGAAGCCAGAUUGGGUGCAGGUGGUCAGGAGCCUUGAUUGCAAAGGUCCAGGGGCCUUCACCCCAAUACUGCCCAUUUUCAAUUCACAUCAUUUUCAACCAGGACUGUCUAUCUUCCCCCACAAAUCAGGCAAAGGGAGGGGCGUGGAGUGGGAAACAGGACACAGGAUCCUAAACUUUAAGGGAACUGUCCACCCACGGACACGGAGAGUGGAUGCCACCUUUCAUCCACACUGUGCCCAGGACAGCUGUCCCCAUCCAUGGACACAGGGUAAACAUCUGCCAGGCUCCAUGCAAGUGGCUGCAGGCCAUGGAACAGUGGCAGGGUUUGCCACGGACAUCAUGAGGCCCUGUGGCCAGCUACUCUGGCGUCCUGGGGUCUCCUCCCUUCCACUCCCACUCACCUUGUUACUUCCACAGAGCUGCCUGUCUGGGAUAAUUUGAGGAUUUUUUUUCCCCUGAGGGAUAAUUCUUUUGCAUGACCCUCUCUAAAGAGCAGGCCACUCCUGCUCUGCUAGCUAGGUGGCACUGGCCGCUGGCCAGUGCUGCAGGAUAUUACUUCCUGCAGCGCUGGCAACCCUCCCUCUUCUCUCUUUUUGCUGAGUUUCAUUGUCUUUUCUUUCUGAGCCUUGUAGGUGUACAAAAAUUAUUAUUUUGUUCUGUCUCGGGAAACUGCAAAUAAAAAAAAAACAGGAUGAA
This is a messenger RNA of Jaculus jaculus (lesser Egyptian jerboa), 3764 nucleotides long. RefSeq names its product calcium/calmodulin dependent protein kinase II beta (gene Camk2b). The transcript has 21 exons. Gene Ontology annotation, molecular function: ATP binding; calmodulin binding; calcium/calmodulin-dependent protein kinase activity. Gene Ontology annotation, cellular component: neuron projection; cytoplasm. Bases 48 to 1679 code for a protein of 543 amino acids. The record is from RefSeq and is a predicted model, not a curated record. Lineage: Eukaryota; Metazoa; Chordata; Mammalia; Rodentia; Dipodidae. Gene Ontology annotation, biological process: protein phosphorylation.